Entrophospora candida is the source of this 884-nucleotide messenger RNA. The record is from the annotation of a GenBank genome assembly. Lineage: Eukaryota; Fungi; Glomeromycota; Glomeromycetes; Entrophosporales; Entrophosporaceae.
AGUAUCGUGAUGCAUUUACGAGAUCUAAUAACCUAAGACCUUCAUCAAAUAUUAAUCCUACCUUUGAUUCUUAUAAUAAUAAUUAUGAAAAUAUUGGGUUAAUAGAAAGCUCAGAACAUGUAAUAGAGCUUUCCAUUUUACCACCAAGAUGGGUAGAUAUAGUGGAGGAAGUGGAUGAAUUAGUUAAUCAAAUAAAAAAGCUUAUUCCACAAUUGGAGGAGCUCCAUAAAAGACAUAUACUCCCAGGAUUUGAUGAUAGAACUGAAGAGGAAAAAGAGAUGGAACAAUUAACAGAUGAAAUAACUAAACUUUUCCAAGAAUGUCAAAGAAAAGUGAAACAAAUUGAUAAUGCAUCAACAAGGUCAAAUCAAGAACAAACUCUGAGCAAAAAUAUUCAAACUUCAUUAGCAUUAAAAAUACAAAAUGUAUCAUUAGAUUUUAGGAAGAUGCAAACAGCUUAUCUGAAAAAACUCAAAUUAAGAGGAAAUCGUAACCCUGGAUUAUUUGCAACAGAAAAUAUAGAUUUAAUUGAAGAAAAUUGGGAAUUGGGAUUUUCUGAUCAACAACUUGAACUUAUUGAAUCUUCAGAGGCAAUUAUUUCACAAAGAGAACAUGAAAUAAAUGAAAUAUCAAAGUCAAUAAAUUCAUUGGUAACAAUCUUUAAAAAUAUGCAAUCCCUUGUGAUUGAUCAAGGAACAUUAUUGGAUCGAAUUGAUUAUAAUGUUGAACAAAUGAGUGUUAAUGUCAGAUCAGCAGCUAAAGUUUUAGAACAAGGUGCAGGCUAUCAAAAAAAAUCAAGAAAUCGAAAAAUUAUUAUAUUGUUGUUGUUACUUAUUUUGGGAUUAGCUAUAGUUCUUAUCUUUAAACCACGUAAACAUAAAUAA